Salvia miltiorrhiza (redroot sage) is the source of this 2269-nucleotide messenger RNA. RefSeq lists its product as uncharacterized. The transcript is spliced from 12 exons. Gene Ontology annotation, cellular component: U1 snRNP; U2-type prespliceosome. The record is from RefSeq and is a predicted model, not a curated record. The coding region runs from base 225 to 1475 and encodes 416 amino acids. Gene Ontology annotation, biological process: mRNA splice site recognition. NCBI's taxonomy places the organism in Eukaryota, Viridiplantae, Streptophyta, Magnoliopsida, Lamiales, Lamiaceae. Gene Ontology annotation, molecular function: mRNA binding.
GUUCAAUAUAGAACUAUGUAGUGACUUCCGCUGGGGCUAAUUCGCGAUUUCAACAAACACAGGGGUCCAAAUUGAAGUUUACCUUUUCUGCCACAAACCAAAUUUCACCUGACCAAAAACCCUAGAGAGAGUGGGGAGAAAACAGAGACAGAGGGGGGGAGAGUGAGCGAGAGGGAGCUACACCAGUUCCGCGACAGGGAGAAAUCUUGUAGUUAGCCAAGGAAAUGGAUGCGCUGAGGAAGCAGCUGGAUGUUCUGAUGGGAGCGAAUCGUAACGGGGACGCUCAAGAGGUGACGCGGAAGUAUUACGAUCGCGAUGUCUGCCGCCUCUACCUCGCCGGUCUCUGUUCUCACGAGCUCUUCCAGCUCACCAAAAUGGACAAGGGACCUUGCCCCAAGAUUCACUCGCUGCAACUGAGGAAAGAAUAUGAGGAAGCAAAAGCAAAAGGCGUUGAUAAUUAUGAUCGAGAUUUGGAGGAUAACAUAGACAGACUUAUAGUUGAGUGUGAUCGUAAGAUUGCUAGGGCGUUGAAGCGACUUGAUGAAGAGGAUGCAAAAGCUGCCAUUGCAAUCUCAGUAUCUGAAGUCACCCUGACACCGGAGAUCACUGAGUUGUCAAAGCAAAUUAAAGAAAAGCUGAAAGAAGCUGAUCAAUCUGAUCUUGAAGGCAAGACAGACGUGAAGAUUCGAGCUCUGGAAGAGGUUGAAGAACUAAGAACUAAAAGGGCAGACAUGCAGUCAAUGCUUCUUUUGGAUGCUUUCAACAAGGAUCGAGCAUCUCUUCCUCAACCUCUGACUAAUGCUCCACAAUUGACGCCCUUGCCAGCAGCUGUUCCAGAUCCUCGCAUUCAAGAAAUGAUUAACGAAAAGCUAAAGAAAGCUGAAGAUCUUGGUGAACAAGGAAUGGUAGAUGAGGCACAAAAAGCAUUGGAAGAGGCUGAAGCCCUCAAGAAGCUUCCAGCCCGUCAAGAACAAGUGGUGGAUUCUUCCAAGUACACAGCAGCUGAUGUGCGCAUUACUGAUCAAAAGCUCCGUGUCUGCGACAUAUGUGGGGCAUUCUUGAGUGUAUACGACAGUGAUCGCCGUUUAGCAGAUCAUUUUGGCGGAAAGCUCCACUUAGGCUACAUGCAGAUUCGUGAAAAGUUGGCUGAACUUCAGGAAGAGAAAGAAAAGAAGCGUAAAGCCUAUGAAGAAGAGAAAAGGUCUAGGGAUAGAAGGAGCCAUGACCGUGAUAGGGAAUCCAGCAGGGACUGUGAUAGAGGUGAUAGCCGUGACCGUGGAAGAGAUCAUGAUCGCAGGAGCAGAGACCGGGACCGUGGUUAUGACAGAGAACGUGAGAGGGAAAGAGAUCGUUCUCGCAGCUAUGACUCAAGGGGUCAUCGAAGAUCUCGAUCUCGUUCAAGAGAACAUUCAAGAGAUUAUGAUCGUCACAGGUUUGUAUUGAUGCCUUAUAUUCUCAUGCUUACGUCUGUUUAAAACCACUUCAUGUAGGUAAUUGCUGGAAAAAUAGUGAUGCAUCAUUUGGCUGGCUUUUAUAAAUACUCAAAAACUGUGAGUUUUGUAGUUCCUUUAUUCAUUAACGUACAGUACCUUUGACAUGAAACAUUUUCUGCUACCCAGUUGCAUACAUAGGCACAUAGAACCCUUGAAAUGGUAACAAUAUCCCUAGGUAGUUGUUUUUUUUCCUUUUUGGGUGAAAUCAGAGUCCUUAUUUAUGUAUUGGUGGAAAAUGCAUAUUGCAUACUCCAGGAAACAUAAAGAAGCAACCAUGCAUAUAGUUUAAUAUUAGGAAAUGUGAACAUGGGUGGCUAAAGAUAACCUCAUGAGUUUUCAGAGUUGGUUUGUACGACAUGUUUAAAUUUUAUGAUGUGUUGAGCCUUCAGAAUGAUUUCGCUCUUGCAGUUGUUUGCCUUGAGAUGAAGAUCUCUGUGAAUAAACAAUCUAUUUUCUUUUCAUAAUGUUGCCUCUUGUUUAUGUAACUAUUCUGAUGAUCUACGUACCAACUCAAUUUUCGACAUGAUUCUCUUUGACAUUUCGGAUUUGAAUUUCCUUUUUGUUCUUCCAUCAGGCAUUAUGAUCGUUAUUAGCUGGACAACGAGCGUCUACAAGUCAAGUAGGAUGCUUUCAUCAUGACAUGAAGGCUGUGGUAUUCACCUCUAACGAUGCUGUCUUUUUUGCUUUGAAUGAAUUUUGAAUUUAAUUUGCUAGUGAACCGAUGCUGUAUGUAAGAUAGUUGUGUGAAAUUGCAAAUAAUUCAUUUCAUGAGCCAA